Molecule: messenger RNA, 513 nt
Organism: Paramecium octaurelia
Lineage: Eukaryota; Ciliophora; Oligohymenophorea; Peniculida; Parameciidae
Source: the annotation of a GenBank genome assembly
AUGGUCCAACUUGAAUAAUACUAUUAAUUAAUCAAAUUCUUAAGGGAUGAGGGUUUUAAGGAUAGUUAAACAGCUAAAAGCAGAGCAUGGGGCUUGAGAGUAAGAUCAAAAUUCUAUCUUUAAAUUGAUUCUUCAAAAAGAUUAUAGAUCUUAUAAUAACAGGCCUAAAUUCUAGCUUAGCGAGGUAUCUAAUGAUCUUUAGAUUUAAGAGUCUUAGAGAAAAAAUAAUAAACUGCUUAUUAGAUAAGGUCAGUUGGAAGUGAGAAAUGGAAAAUCAAAAUUAUUAUGCUACUGGUUUAAUGAGAGCAAUAAGCAGUAUAAAAUUAAAAUAUUCCAUCAAUUAAAUAUAAUGAGGAGACAUUAUAAGUAUUAAUAUAUUCUAUUUCAAGAGAGUGCAAAAAACUGAAGUAUUUUUAUCAUCAUCAUUCAAAUAUUAUUGAUCAAAUUUAUACUUAAACUAGAGAUAAUCAUCAUUUUAAGAAGAAACUUUUUCGAGAAAACUCAUUAAAGUGA